Molecule: messenger RNA, 966 nt
Organism: Prorocentrum cordatum
Lineage: Eukaryota; Dinophyceae; Prorocentrales; Prorocentraceae
Source: the annotation of a GenBank genome assembly
CCUCCUCCUUCUCCUCCUCUUUCCACCUCCAGCUCCUCUGCCUCGACCUCGCAGCAACAAUUUUGGCUUCGGGAUCAUGCCCUUCGAUGUUUUUUUCGGCAUUGGGCUUCCUGCGCCCCCUGCCCCUCCUGCGCCCCUCGCCGUCGAUGCGGCUGGAGGGGGUGCCGCCCCCGCCGCUGCGCCCGCCGCAGCUGCGGCAGGAGGAGCAGGAGGGGGCGCUGCCGCUGCGCCCGCUGCGGCUGCGGCAGGCGCGGGCGCUGGCGGAGGACGAGGGCGGCGCCGUGGUUUCGCGCAGCCCGUGGAGGUGAAGUUGCGCAUACGGGCGUCCAGGCUGUGGCUGCAGGGCGCGGGCCACCGGCUCGUCUGCGACCUGCGGGGCAGCCACCGCGUCACUGAGGUGCGCGUGCGCCUGGCCGUGUCCGCGGCGGGGGACGGCGACUGCGCGGUGGGGAACCUGGUGUUGGCCGACGCGAGGGCUCGCCCCUGCUUGUGGGUGUACGUCGAGCGGCGGCGGGACCUGGUCGGCGCGCCGGUCUGCUCCCUGUGGGUCAACAUUCAGGCAUGCUCGAGCACCGCCUGCAGGACCUGCCCUGCGGCCCCGACGGCUUCCUGUCGCUGUCGCUGCAGCUGGACUGGGAUGGCGCGCAGGUGGUGGGGGUGCGCGUGGACGGCCUGGCCCUGACAGAGCGGGAGGACUUUCACUGCGCCUCGUGCGGGGGCGUGCGUUUCGUCUGGCUCUUCAACAUGCGGGGGGAGGGCGUGGCGUCCGCCUGGCGCGACCUGCACCUGGCCGCCAGCGCUGGGGAGACUCGCUCGAGCAGCGGGCGGCGGGAGCUGCUGUGGCGGGGCCUGUGGCCAUGGCGCCGCGCCGAGCAAAAGCCGCCGCGGUCGCCAUCGCCCUGGCCGUCGUCUCCUUGGCGUCGUCAGCGUCCCAGAUCUUUGGCGAUCUGAAGGGCUCGAUCCGGG